UAACUUAUACCCUGCUCUCAUGCAUAGUUUCUUGUUGGGCGCUCACAGACGCAUCGAUUCUCGUUUACCAGAAGGGAUGCCACUCUCAGCUGUGGGCCUCCGCUGAGUCACGAGCUCCCAUCGGCUUGGCACAGCUUUUGCGUCUUUCUGCACCACUCUCACUGUCCCCCGCUCCAACAAAUACCCUCUUGAUCUUCAACCACCCACUCCCGGAUUUAUCAGGAUGAACGAUGGCAUUAGCAGUAGCUCGGGCGAUGGGGAUAUCGAGCUUUCCCGUGUUCCUACUGUGAAUGGCUCCGACACUGACAAGGAUCCGCUCUUGCUGGCCAGCCGUCUUCAAAGCGAAGAGCAUAUUAAGAAUCUACGCCAACGCAAGAGACACAAGAAGGGGGGCGUCGUUGUCGGAGAGUUUUAUGAGAAGCAGAACAAGCAAAUUGCUUCGCUUUUGAUGACCAUGGACGAGCAUAUCGAAAGCGCUCAGGCGGAAGAGGAGACGAAUCGAUUGGCGAUUAAAGUGGCCAUCUACGGCUCCCUCGCAGCGAACUGUGUCCUGGCUGUGCUCCAAAUAUAUGCUGCUAUUUCUUCGCUGUCUCUGUCGUUUUUCGCGACGGCUAUAGAUGCUGUGUGCGACCCUAUGGCGAAUGUCGUUCUUCACAUCUGCCAUCGGAAGGCCAUCUCGGCGGACCCGAACAGAUAUCCUUCUGGUGGAAGCAGGCUGGAAACGAUCGGUGACAUAGUGUAUGCCAGUGCGAUGGGCUCUGUCUCCACCAUUCUCAUCGCAUUCUCGGUUCAGGAUCUGGCUCGUGGUGCACCGAGUGACCGAGCGCUUCACAUCCCAUCUGUCAUCGUCGUCGCCAUAUCUUUCUUCGUAAAGCUCGUACUUUUCAUAUAUUGCUACUCGAUCCGCUCCAAGAACUCUCAAGUCCGCGUUCUCUGGGAAGACCACCGGAACGACCUGUUCAUCAAUGGUUUUGGUGUGCUGACUUCUUCUGCCGGUGCCAAGCUCCGCUGGUGGAUUGACCCCGCUGGUGCGAUGAUCAUCUCAAUCGCUCUCAUUUUACUGUGGGGCACAACGAUCCGGAAACAGUUCCUUCUCCUUGCUGGCAUCUCCGCUCCGAUCGAGUUCCAGCAACUGGUGAUAUACAAGGCCAUGAUGUUUGCGGACGAUAUCAAGCAAAUCGACUCUUGCAAAGUCUAUCACGCUGGUCCUGACUACAUUGUCGAGCUGGACAUCGUGAUGGAUGCGGACACACCGUUGUGGAAGUCUCACGACAUUUCGCAGGCUCUGCAGGAUAAGAUCGAGCAGCUGCCGAACGUCGGAAGAGGCAAGUUCAUUUCUCUCCCUGAUUUAACUGAUCGCUCAUGCACUGUGAAGCUUUUGUCCACGUUGACCACGAGAUCAGCCAUAAACCAGUGCGUCCUUAGAGUUGCGUUGACUGCUUAG
This is a messenger RNA of Mycena citricolor, 1444 nucleotides long. Lineage: Eukaryota; Fungi; Basidiomycota; Agaricomycetes; Agaricales; Mycenaceae. The record is from the annotation of a GenBank genome assembly.